Molecule: messenger RNA, 1752 nt
Organism: Plenodomus lingam JN3
Lineage: Eukaryota; Fungi; Ascomycota; Dothideomycetes; Pleosporales; Leptosphaeriaceae
Biological process (GO): cytoplasmic translational initiation
Cellular component (GO): guanyl-nucleotide exchange factor complex; eukaryotic translation initiation factor 2B complex
Molecular function (GO): translation initiation factor activity; guanyl-nucleotide exchange factor activity
Source: RefSeq, a predicted model, not a curated record
AUGCCACAUGCCACCUCUCUGCCCGCCGCGGGCUUCCAGGCCCUGAUUCUCUGUGGUCCAGGUGCCUCCUUUAGCACAUUUACCUCCACCCCCAAGGAGAUACCAAAAGCCCUGCUGCCCAUUGCGAACCGGCCCAUGGUCUGGUAUCCACUGGAAUGGUGCUAUCGCAUGGGGGUCACAAACAUCACCGUGGUCACUCCCCCCGAGUCUCUCGACGCAAUCAAGACGGGCAUGUCCCAGAACCCACAUCUCACCACCCUUCCUUCACCGCGGCCAGAUAUUCUCGCCCCCAAAGAUCUUACUCACGAGACGAGUACGGGUGACCUCUUCCGACUACCCGAAGUACAAAGCGCAAUCAAGGGCGACUUCAUCGUGCUGCCUUGCGAUCUCGUCUGCGAACUGGAUGGCACAGCCCUGGCAGAUGCUUGGAUGGUGGAGCAGGGAGGACUCGCAGGCGCAAGCGGUGGACUGGACGCCUAUGGCAACAAGGUGGCAUCGGGGGCUGGUGGAGAGAGAUUGGGACGACGAGGAGGCCUGGGUGUAUGGUAUCAGACUAAAGGCGAGGAUUCCAAGAAAGGCGCAGAAACAGACUUCAUCGCAACCACACCCCUGCCAGCACCCAUUGUACCCGCACCCACCGACUCCAUACGACGACACAUUUCCAAUCUGGUCUAUUCUGUCCCCACCGACACACUCAACGACAUCACGGAAGAAAACAAGACCUUCCCGCUCCGCCACUCUCUCAUCCGCAAACACGCCCGCAUAAAGAUGCUCACCACCCACCGCGACGCCCACAUUUACUUCUUCCCCUACUGGGUCAUGGAGAUGAUCAAAAAGAACGAGAAAUUCGAGUCGAUAAGCGAAGAAGUCCUCGGCUGGUGGGCAAAAGCAGGCUGGCAAGACGGUCUGGGCGAUAAGCUCGGUCUGCGUUCCAUCCUCUACGGCGAAGACGACGAGUCAGACAUGGGCUCGCAGUUCAUCGAGGAAGAAAUUGACGUUUCCAAAUUCAGCACAACCUACUCUCACCAAGCCAGCCAGUCCUCCAUCCCACCAGCCGCGCCCUCACUCGCAUCAAGAGUCACGCGCUCUUCCAUCAUCCCAGACGCAGCCAAAUCAUUAUCGUCUUCUGAAACAAACCUCACCAUUCCUCCCAUUCUAGCCUACAUCCACCCCUCCACCCCCGUCGCCCCCCUCAUUCGCCGUGUAGACGACUCCCACCUCCUCCUCACCACCUCCCUACGCCUCGCCAAACUCCCCUCCAUCGAAGAAGUCGGCCGCGACGCCGCCUCCCCCUUUGCCCACGCCCACAAAAUCGCCCACAAGGAAUCCAUACCCAAGCGAUGCCGCGUCGAGGCCGAAAACUCGCUCCUCGCAGACAAUGUGAUUGUCGAGGAGAAGACGAAUAUCAAGGAGAGCGUGAUUGGCAAUAAUUGCAAGAUUGGAGAGGGAGCCAGGUUGCUGAGGUGCUUGCUCAUGGAUGGCGUCGAGGUCGGGGCAAAUGCGCAGCUGACGGAUUGUAUCCUGGGAAGACGGUGUCGGGUUGAGGGCGGGGCGGCCAAGGGAGAGGAGAGGACGGUGUUGAAGGAUUGUGAAGUGCAGGAUGGCCAGGUUGUCGAGUGGGGCACCGAAGCCAAGAACGAAAAAUUCAUGCGCUUCGAUGUCGGCGAAGAUGCAGAUGAGGCCGGAGACUUUGCAGACGACGAGGCUGGAGAUGGAGUCGUUGCUGGCGAGCAGGAGGGUUUGGCGCUGUGA